Messenger RNA from Spinacia oleracea (spinach), 1142 nucleotides. RefSeq lists its product as uncharacterized. The transcript has a single exon. Lineage: Eukaryota; Viridiplantae; Streptophyta; Magnoliopsida; Caryophyllales; Amaranthaceae. The record is from RefSeq and is a predicted model, not a curated record. The coding region runs from base 120 to 815 and encodes 231 amino acids.
UAACCUCAAUAUUCUCCCUAUAUCAACCCAACUAAACCCCCCAGAUAAGACUUCUUCCUCUCUAUCUCUCUCUCUAACUUUCUCUCUCCUCCAAUUCUCUCACCCACAAAACCUCAACCAUGAAGAAACUUUACCGCAAAGGUCAAGUCCACCCUUCACCACCACCACAACCACCUUCACCACCACCUUCAUCUGACCAGUUUUCUCUCUCUUACCUCCCAGCCGCCAUCCUCACCCUCGCCUUAUCUCUCUCUUCCCAAGACCAACAAGUCUUAGCUUACCUUCUCUCUUGCUCUUGCUCUUCUUCUUCCUCUUCUCCUUUUGAUUUCGAUCCUUCUAAAUCUUCUUCCAAAAAACAGAGCAUCCAUCUUCUUCAACAACACCCUUCUUCUUUCACCUGUUACUGCUUCUCCUGCUACACUAAUUACUGGGCCCUCUGGGAUUCCUCCCCUAACCGCCAGCUUAUCCAUGAGAUUAUCGACGCUUUUGAAGACAAUCUCAUGUCACAAAGGAAGAUGAAGAAGAAGAAGAACAAACAAGGGGGCUUAACUAGAAGAGAAAAAAGGAAGAACAACAACAACAAAGGAAGCUUGGAUACUAAUAGUAUCAUUAGUGAUACUAAUCAGAAAGUUAAUGACGAUAUCAAUCAUGCAAAUGGGUUGGAUGGGUCGGGCCUCGUUAACACUGAGGUGGCCCGAGUUGACUCAGUGGAAGAAGAAGAAGAAGAAGGUGAAACAGGGGAGGUGAAACAGGGGUCUGUAAGGAAGAUUGUGAGUUUCAUUGGAGAGAGGAUUUGGGGAAGUGUUUGGGGUUAAAUUAAUUAAAAAAAUGUGGGUUUAAUUUUGCUACUAUUAUGUGAAAUUAUGAAUCUGCUUAAUUAAUUACUCCUUUUUUCAGUUUCUUUUAGCUGUUCUGUUCCAAAUUUUCAAUCUCCCCUGUUUUUUGUACUGUAUAAUUAUGUAAAAUAUAUGGGCAAUUUUGUUAUUCUCAUUUAUUUAUUUUAAUUUGUACUGCAGAAAGGAAAAAAAGCGUACAAGUAUAUGUUUGAUUCAUGUAAAUGUAAAUAUGAUGUAACCCAAUCAAUUUUAGGUUGGAAAUAAAUUGAUUUUUAUCCCUCCUUUUAUGGGGGGUUGCUCCGUUUA